AUGCAGGCAGACAGACUUUUAGUUAAACAUAUACAUAGUAAUUUAUAUAGUCCUCGGCUCAACCUCGUCCUCGACCCAACCUCGUCCUCGACUCAACCUCGUCCUCGACCCAACCUCGUCCUCGACCCAACCUCGUCCUCGACCAGCCUUGUCCUCGACCCAACCUCGUUUUCGACUCAACCUCGUCCUCGACCAACCGUCUUCGACCCAACCUCGUCCUCGACUCAACCUCGUCCUCGACCCAACCUCGUCCUCGACCAACCUCUUGUCUCGACCCAUGUCCUCGACCCAACCUCGUCCUCGACCUAUCAUCCUCGACUCCUUCGUCCUCGGCCAAGCCGUGUCAACCAACCUCGUCCUCGACUAAUUUGUCUCGAACCCAACCUCGUCCUCGACCAACCUCGUCUUCGACCCAACCUCGUCCUCGACCCAGCCUCGUCCUCGACUCAACCUCGUCCUCGACUCAACCUCGUCCUCCUCGACUCAACCACCUCCUCCUCGACUCAGCCACGUUAA
Homarus americanus (American lobster) is the source of this 516-nucleotide messenger RNA. Its product is annotated as extensin-like. The record is from RefSeq and is a predicted model, not a curated record. NCBI's taxonomy places the organism in Eukaryota, Metazoa, Arthropoda, Malacostraca, Decapoda, Nephropidae. The coding region runs from base 1 to 516 and encodes 171 amino acids. The transcript has a single exon.